AUGACAUUGGGCGCAUGGCAUGGUGCUUGGGUGUGUCACGCGGCAUCAGCAUCGUCAUUGGUAGAAGCAUCGGCAGCAGCAUCGUCAUCGGUAGAAGCAUCGGCAGCAGCAUCGUCAUCAGAAGCAUCGGCAGCAGCAUCGUCAUCGGCAGCAGCAUCAUCAUCGGUAGAAGCAUCGGCAGCAGCAUCGUCAUCGGUAGAAGCAUCGACAGCAGCAUCAUCAUCGGUAGAAGCAUCGGCAGCAGCAUCGUCAUCGGUAGAAGCAUCGGCAGCAGCAUCGUCAUCGGUAGAAGCAUCGACAGCAGCAUCGUCAUCGGUAGAAGCAUCGGCAGCAGCAUCGUCAUCGGUAGAAGCAUCGGCAGCAGCAUCAUCAUCGGUAGAAGCAUCGGCAGCAGCAUCAUCAUCGGCGCACCGGUAG
This is a messenger RNA of Thecamonas trahens ATCC 50062, 417 nucleotides long. RefSeq lists its product as uncharacterized. The transcript has 2 exons. Lineage: Eukaryota; Apusomonadida; Apusomonadidae. The coding region runs from base 1 to 417 and encodes 138 amino acids. The record is from RefSeq and is a predicted model, not a curated record.